AUGCGGGGAUUCGGGUUCGACGACGCCAAGGCGGAGACGCUGACGAGGCGGUACGCGGAGGAGGCGCUGCGGGGCGAACGAGGCGCGGCGACGCGACGAGGGACGGCGACGAACAGAAGCGACGCGUACGAUGGGUUGGAGUGGCGAUUAGAUGCGAACGUCUCGAGUCGAGCGUCGCUGGUGGAGAGCGAGGCGAAGUAUUUGUUGAAACUGGGAUUGGCGCGCGGCGACGACGGCGGGACGAAGAAGACGACGCUCGCGGAGACGGAUUAUCAAACGCUCAAGGCGCUGAAGGACGCGUGCGAGAGCGCGCUGGCCGCGUCGACGGGGGCGCACGCCACUCGGUUGGCGCGUUACGUUCGACGUCCGAAAACGUGA
This is a messenger RNA of Ostreococcus lucimarinus CCE9901, 378 nucleotides long. RefSeq lists its product with no specific name. NCBI's taxonomy places the organism in Eukaryota, Viridiplantae, Chlorophyta, Mamiellophyceae, Mamiellales, Bathycoccaceae. The transcript has a single exon. Bases 1 to 378 code for a protein of 125 amino acids. The record is from RefSeq and is a predicted model, not a curated record.